This is a messenger RNA of Drosophila melanogaster (fruit fly), 1077 nucleotides long. RefSeq names its product Rab21 (gene Rab21). Gene Ontology annotation, cellular component: endomembrane system. Bases 271 to 840 code for a protein of 189 amino acids. NCBI's taxonomy places the organism in Eukaryota, Metazoa, Arthropoda, Insecta, Diptera, Drosophilidae. Gene Ontology annotation, biological process: Rab protein signal transduction. Gene Ontology annotation, molecular function: GTP binding; GTPase activity. The record is from RefSeq and is marked reviewed. The transcript has a single exon.
CUCGUAAAAACCUAAUCUUUUCGAUUACCUCUUGUUUUUUUUUUGUUUUUCCGUGUCCUCUGAAAACUGAUGCGUAUCAAGGUAGGACACCUAGCUAUUGGGAAACCACAAUGAGCUCGAGCAGAACGAGGAACGGCCCCACGCUUAAUUUCAAGGCGGUGCUGCUGGGCGAAGGUACGUUUAGCAGCUAAACAAACCUAAUUAGUUCCUGAAAGCUUUAACCCCUUAAUUGUAGGUUGUGUGGGCAAGACGUCGCUGGUGCUGCGCUACAUGGAAGACCGGUUCAAUGCCCAGCACCUAAGCACCCUGCAGGCUUCCUUUGUCAGCCGCAAGAUGUCCCUGGAGGAUGGGAGAAGGGCGCAGUUGAAUAUUUGGGACACGGCUGGUCAGGAGCGGUUCCACGCCCUGGGACCCAUCUACUAUCGCGGCUCCGAUGGCGCCCUGCUCGUCUAUGACAUAACGGACCGAGACUCGUUCCAGAAGGUCAAAUCCUGGGUGCGGGAGCUCCGGCAAAUGCGCGGCACGGAGAUUGCCUUAAUAAUCGUCGGCAACAAGACUGAUUUGGAGGAACAGCGAGCAGUAACGCACGAUGAGGCCCUUCAAUAUGCGCGCACGGUUGGCGCUCAAUAUGUAGAAACUUCGGCCAAGGAGAACGAGGGGGUGGCUGAGCUCUUCGAGCUCCUGACCCAGCUGAUGCUGGAGCAGUUGAGCCAACGGCAACCGGAUGCGAGUCCACUUCGCCUCCAGAAUCCGGAUACGGAUAACCUUAACAACUCCGAUGACUCGGAGGCCCCGGAUCCCGGAGAUCCUGCGGGCCAGCGGUCCUGUUGCGGCAUUUAGCCGUUCCCAUUGUGAUAGUAAUCAUAACUAUAAAAUAGUAGACCUUUAACCGAUGUUGAUCUUGUGUAUAUAUUAUACAUAGAUAGAUAUAAAUAUAAAUACGCGUAUUUUUAUUAUUCCCUAUUAUGGAUCUUUAAAAUCCUCACACAUUUUUGUUUAUUAAUAAAUAUAAAUAUGUAUUUCAUUCGAUUUUCUUGCCCUUCCUGAGCGCCCAGUAAUAAACAAUCUUGUACUUGC